Molecule: messenger RNA, 1577 nt
Organism: Peromyscus californicus insignis
Lineage: Eukaryota; Metazoa; Chordata; Mammalia; Rodentia; Cricetidae
Product: pancreatic triacylglycerol lipase-like
Exons: 13
Coding region: 122-1522 (466 amino acids)
Biological process (GO): lipid metabolic process
Molecular function (GO): protein binding; triacylglycerol lipase activity
Source: RefSeq, a predicted model, not a curated record
GUACUUGGAACCUGUCUCUUCUCAUGCCACGUUUCCAUGACACUGCGUGGAAAGAUACGGCUCUCCUAUAAAAGGACAUCUCAGUGUUCCCUCGUUGUCCGUGAAACCUAACGGACCCGCCAUGAUGCUGCCGCUGUGGACAUUUGCAGUACUGCUGGGAGCCGUAGCUGGACGAGAAGUCUGCUACAAUAGACUCGGCUGCUUUAGUGAUGAUUAUCCAUAUGGAGGAACUCUGGAAAGACCUCUCAAAGUGUUGCCCUGGUCUCCAACUCUUGUCAACACCCGUUUCCUCCUGUACACUAAUGAGAACCCCAACAGUUACCAAGUGAUCACUGCAGAUGCUUCAAGUAUCAGGAACUCCCAUUUCAAAACAAGCAGGAAAACCCACUUCGUCAUUCAUGGAUUCACAGACAAGGGAGAAGACAGUUGGCUGUCCAAUAUCUGCGAGAACAUCUUCCAGGUGGAAAGUGCAAACUGCAUCUGUGUGGACUGGAAAGGCGGCUCUCGAACUGGAUACACUCAGGCAACACAGAACGUGCAAAUCGUAGGUGCAGAAAUUGCAUAUUUGGUUAAGGCCUUUCAGUCUGACUUUGGAUACUCACCCUCCAAUGUUCACCUCAUUGGCCACAGUCUGGGUUCCCAUGUUGCUGGCGAGGCUGGAAAGAGGUUGAAUGGGGCCAUUGGACGAAUCACAGGGCUGGAUCCAGCUGAACCUUACUUUCAGAAUACACCUGAAGUUGUCCGAUUGGACCCCAGUGAUGCCCAGUUUGUGGAUGUAAUUCACACAGAUUCUGCCCCUAUGAUCCCCAACAUGGGAUUAGGAAUGAGCCAAACUGUGGGUCACUUAGAUUUCUUCCCAAAUGGAGGAGAAGAAAUGCCUGGAUGCCAGAAGAAUGCUCUCUCUCAGAUUGUUGACAUGGAUGGAAUCUGGGAAGGGAGUCGUGACUUUGUGGCCUGUAAUCAUUUAAGAAGCUACAAGUAUUAUGCAGACAGCAUUGUCAACCCAACGGGCUUCGCUGGGUUCCCUUGUGCCUCAUACAGUGACUUCACUUCAGACAAGUGCUUCCCAUGCCCGAGUGGAGGGUGCCCACAGAUGGGUCAUUACGCUGACAGAUAUUCUGGGAAAACAAGUAGAGUGGGCCAGAUAUUUUACCUAAACACUGGUGAUGCCAGUAAUUUUGCUCGCUGGAGGUACCAGGUGACUGUCACCCUGUCUGGACAGAAAGUCACAGGACAUGUACUGGUCUCCCUGUUUGGAAAUGAAAGGAACUCUAAGCAGUAUGAAAUUUUCAAGGGCUAUCUCCAACCUGGAAAGACUCUUACCAGUGAGAUUGACUCUGAUGUGGAUGUCGGGGAUGUACAGAAGGUUAAAUUUAUUUGGUAUAACAACGUGAUCAACCCAACUCUACCCAAAGUGGGAGCAUCGAGCAUCACAGUGGAAAGAAAUGAUGGCAGAGUGUUCAACUUCUGCAGUUCCAGCACUGUGAGGGAGGACGUCCUGCUCACCCUGACAUCAUGUUAAGAGCCUGUUGACAAGGGGCCACUAUGUGUAGCUGCUAAUAAAAUCUGGCAGUGAA